AGUAAAUAACUACAGUUCCUUCCACUGUAAUAGUGGGGCCAGUGAAUGCCACCCCUUCUGACAGCUGAUUGGUCGUUUUAUACACCACCCUAGGUGUCGCCAGUUAUAUGAUUCAUUGCUUGGCAAACAGAGUUUCACAAAGCUAUAGACACGGUUCAACAUCACAGUGUCUACCAUGGCGGAGGUUGAUAUCAUUUUCGCGGUAUGUUUCUGUUUAUUGCUAAUAAUACCAGGAACCUUGUGUGCAGAAACGCCAGUGGUGACGACAACUCUCGGGAAGAUCGUGGGUGAAAGAGUUAAUGUGGAUACCGGUAAUGGUUCUGGCAUUGUGGACCGCUUUCGUGGUAUACCGUACGUAAAACCCCCGGUGGGAAGACUUCGGUUCGCCAAUCCUGAGCCACAUCCCGGAUGGGGGGAUACUGUGAGAGAGGCCAAACAAUUUGGUCCGCACUGCCCGCAGCUCGACAGCAGGCUUCUACCGUACGUCCACCUAGGUAAGACAAUCACCGACAUCAGACGGGACGAAGAUUGCCUGUUUUUGAACCUGUACGUGCCACGUGGUGUUGACGUUUUGAGAGCGAGGAAUGAGUCGCUUGCGAUCAUCAUGUAUAUUCACGGAGGGAGGUUUUCUGCGGGCUCUGGUGCAUCGUACAACGGGGAUAUCCUUGCUCUCGAGGGUGACGUCAUUGUAGUCAGUGCUAACUAUAGGCUGGGGUUUCUGGGGUUCUUCAGCACAGGGACUGACGAGGCAAGGGGAAAUUACGGCCUGUAUGACCAGCACUCGGCUAUUAAAUGGGUACGGGAGAACGCUGAGGCGUUUGGCGGAGACCCUGAUCGUAUAACUUUAAGCGGCGGUUCUGCAGGGGGAGCUUCCGUGGAUUUUCAGAUGAUUUCACCAUUGAAUCGAGGUUUGAUACAGGGAGGGAUAUCAGCUAGUGGAACAGUCUUAGCACCUUGGUCUCUAGCCAGGUCUCUUAACUACAGUUUGGAACAAGCCAAAAGUGCCGGAUGUGGAAUGUCAAAGCCGCAGAAAAUGCUUCGAUGCCUCCGCAGUAUGGACGCUACCUUACUGGCUCAACAAGGAAUUGACUGGCGGCCAGUGAUAGACGGCCACUUCAUUCCAAAAGAUCCACGAGACCUCUUGAGACAGAACGUGACAUCCGGGCUUCGAUACAUGGUUGGCGCCACCUCCCAUGACGGCAGCAUCUAUACCUUACCCUUUGCGGGGAUUCCCCCUACAGUUGCCAGGCAACUGCAUUUAGCUAAAAACUAUGCUUUAGGGGAGUAUAGAUUUACCACGGAAAGCGCGGCAAUUGCUUUUGCCAGGUCGACGAUUACUGAAUACGGCCUAAUACAGGAUCCAAUGGAUCCUUUGGAUCUCCUGACCCGGGCGACGCAACAGAACACUGACUUUCUCUUCGGAAUGCCAGCAGAAGAGUCGGCGAGGCUGAACGAAGUGGGAGGUGCCACAACGUACAAAUACACACUGUCUGUCCGUUAUGGCUAUCCACUUUCUUACUUUCCUAAGGCGCCUUCUAUACGGGCUGAACAUUUUGAUACAGCUAUUCCAUUUUUUGGGGUUUUUGAGGAACACCCGGACGUGUACAGUUUGACUGCUGAGGAAAUGGAACUUAAUAGGGCUAUCAGACGCUACGUGGCUAACUUUGCAAAGAAUGGUGAUCCAAAUGUUGGUGACCCGGUCACCGUCCAGUGGCCGGAAUAUACAGCGUCUUCCAGACAAUUCAUGAACCUGGACACGCCCACCACCGUGGAAACAUUCGAUAGGGAGCGCCAGUAUCUGUUUGCGACCGAGGUACUUCCUGCAAUAGUGAGAGUGGGUAAAGAAGCUGACGAGGCUCGAGCACUCUCUUCUAAAGGAAAGAAAUGCAAGAAAAAAGGUUCGAAAAUGGGGAAAUCUCCAAGGUCCAAGAAGGAUUAACAUUGUUACAUCACAAUGUUUGAUUGUCUAUCCGUGACGAUACUAUCUUGGGCUUCGUUCACAUGAAAAAUCUAUUUUCUAAAAAUCUAUUUUCUAUUCGCGGUAUCUUGUGAUCACGG
Lingula anatina is the source of this 2058-nucleotide messenger RNA. Its product is annotated as fatty acyl-CoA hydrolase precursor, medium chain-like. NCBI's taxonomy places the organism in Eukaryota, Metazoa, Brachiopoda, Lingulata, Lingulida, Lingulidae. The record is from RefSeq and is a predicted model, not a curated record.